Coturnix japonica (Japanese quail) is the source of this 1636-nucleotide messenger RNA. It is a transcript of the gene FKBP6, whose product is annotated as FKBP prolyl isomerase family member 6 (inactive). Lineage: Eukaryota; Metazoa; Chordata; Aves; Galliformes; Phasianidae. The record is from RefSeq and is a predicted model, not a curated record. Gene Ontology annotation, molecular function: Hsp90 protein binding; peptidyl-prolyl cis-trans isomerase activity. Gene Ontology annotation, biological process: piRNA processing; spermatogenesis. Gene Ontology annotation, cellular component: cytoplasm.
CGGGGGGCGGGGCCGGGCUGGUGGCGCGGAGUGCGAUGGAGGCCGGCGGCGAGGUGGGAGUCGGAGCCGGGUCCGAAUCCGAACUGUGCUCCCGGUUCCGGAGCGCGCUGUCCGCCGCCCUGCAGGACGUCACCGGGGACGGCGGGGUGCGCAAGGAGCUGCUGCGGCCCGGCACCGGGCAGCUCGUGCCGCCGGCUGCCACCGUGGCGGUGAAGUACUUUGGGUAUCUGGAGAACAUGGAGAAACCUUUCUGCACAAACUGCACCAAGAAGCUCCCGAAGCUGAUGAAGCUUGGAGAAGAUAUCACACUGCAGGGUCUGGAGAUUGGUGUCCUCACGAUGAAGAAAGGAGAGGUGGCAAGAUUUAUCUUCGCACCGAGUUAUGCCUACGGCCAGCAGGGUUGUCCUCCUCUGAUCCCCCCAAAUGCCACGGUCUUAUUUGAAGUGGAGCUGAUAGACUUCCUGGACUCUGCUGACUCUGACACAUUCUUUGCGUUGACAGCUGAGCAGCAGGAUACGUUUCCACUACAAAAGGUGUUGAAAGUCGCAGACGUGGAGAGAGAGUUUGGCAAUUACCUCUUCCGUAGGCAGUGCUUUGAUGGUGCCAAAGACAGAUACAAACGGGCACACUCCAUCCUUGGUCGCAGCCCUUCCAGUGAGGCAGAGCAGUGUCAGAUUAAUGCUUCCAAGUUGCUGGUGCUCCUGAAUCUCUCAGUUACUUACCUGAAGCUGGAAUGUCCUGCCCGAGCUCUGAUGUAUGGGGAAAAAGCCUUGGAGAUUGACAGAAGAAACGUCAAGGCGCUGUUCAGGUGUGGUCAGGCUUGUCUCUGCAUGACAGAGUAUGAAAAAGCUCGGGACUUCCUGAUCAGAGCUCAGCAUAUAGAGCCGUUUAACCGCGACAUUAACAACGAACUGAAAAAGCUGGCAAGCUGCUACAAAGACUACUUGGACAAGGAGAAAGAAAUGUGCUGCCGAAUGCUUGCUGCUCUCGACUCUUCUUCAUGACCGGGAACAAAGUUACUCAGCUUGUAAAGAAGUCUGAGGUCUCCUAAAUCCACGCUAUUGUCUGGACUGGGUUUUGUGGUGUGGAACCUGCUUCUGUGUAGGAGGGUUCUGGAGGCAUAAUACAGGUUAAUGACAAUGUGCAGAGGGGAAGGGGCAGGAUGGCAGUGUGAAACCCGACUACUUUGUGCCUGGGGAGUCUUUUCAGCCAGGCAGGCUGGAAUGGGACGGGAACCUGAAACUGGCAGCACUUAAGUUUGGUUUUUUUUGUUUCCUGUGCUGCUCAUCCCAGUUCUUCCUUGUCAGAGCCAGGGGCAGAAAUAGCUGCGUCGCCUUGUGCCUCUGCCAAUUAAAAGAAACAAAAAAAUGGUUCCUGUCAAACUUAAGAACUGGAUUUCCUCCUCCCCUCCAGCACUCCUGGCUGCAGCUGCUGGAAUGACUCGCUGCAGAGAAACCUGAAUAUUUCUCAGUGCUGGGUUUUUGGGUGUUUUUGGUGUUUUGUUUUGGGUUUUUUUUUUUUUAAAUAUUAAAAAACCUGUUUGUACAGAAAAUUUCCAAUAGGUGUUUUGGACUCUUUAAAGCUUUAAAUCUUCCAGCAGAAUUGACAGGUUUAUAAAUGCACAAAGGUUCUUUGA